AUGUUUGCUGCCCUCGACCGCCGCCAGCUCAUGGCGCGCGCAGCCUCCCCCGCCGUCCGAAGCCGAAUAUUCGCCCAGACAGUAUGCUCAACAUCAUCCUCCUCCUCUUCGCCAUCAUCAUAUUUUGAAAAGCUACCCUCGACGUCGAUACGCGUCCUGCGCACCGUCGACGCCGUCCGACGCUGGCGCAAGCCGCACACGCUGAGCCAGCACAGCGUCGGGCUCGUGCCCACCAUGGGCGCGCUGCACGAGGGCCACCUGGCGCUGAUUCGCGCCGCCGCGCGCGAGAACCACCACGUCGUCGUCAGCGUCUACGUCAACCCGGCGCAGUUUGGCGUCCGCGAGGACCUGGCCUCGUACCCGGUGACGUGGGACGCCGACACCGCCGCCCUCGCCCGCCUCGACCGCGCGCUCGCCGACGACGGCGCCAACUUGGGCCGCAUCUCGGCCGUCUUUGCCCCGGCCACGACCGACAUGUACCCGUCGGGUUUCCCGGGGCAGGCCGUCGACAGCAAGGGCAGCUUCGUCAGCGUCACACCCGUCGGCGAGGUGCUCGAGGGCGCGAGCCGGCCCACGUUUUUCCGCGGCGUCGCCACCGUCUGCAUGAAGCUCUUCAACAUUGUGCAGCCCGAGCGCGUCUAUUUUGGCCAAAAGGACGUGCAGCAGACAGUCGUGAUUCGCCGCAUGGUCCGCGAUUUCAUCCUGCCCACAGAGGUCGUCGUCUGCCCCACGGAGCGUGAGAGCGACGGCCUGGCCCUGAGCUCGCGCAACGUCUACCUCGGCACCCGCCGCCGCAGGGUCGGCAUUGUGCUGAACCGCGCGCUCGUGGCCGCCGCCAAUUCAUACGCUGCCGGUAUUGUGGACCGCACGGCGGUUCUGGGCGCCGCGCGCGAGGUCGUCGCGGCCGUGGUCCAGGCGCAGGCGAGGCUGCCGCCGACGCAGCGCGUCCUGUUUGAGGUGGACUAUAUUUCUUUGUCGGAUCCUGACACGCUGGAGGAGAUUGACGUGAUUGACCCUGCGCGUGGAGCGGUGCUGAGCGGCGCCAUCAAAAUGCUUCCGCUGGAGGAGGCUGUCCCUGGGGAGGAUGUUGGGCAUGCUGGAGGGCCGGCCGUAAGAUUAAUAGACAACAUCAUCUUGGAGCCUACAAAAGCAUAG
Beauveria bassiana ARSEF 2860 is the source of this 1155-nucleotide messenger RNA. Its product is annotated as fusarium oxysporum panthotenate synthetase. NCBI's taxonomy places the organism in Eukaryota, Fungi, Ascomycota, Sordariomycetes, Hypocreales, Cordycipitaceae. The record is from RefSeq and is a predicted model, not a curated record. The transcript has a single exon. Gene Ontology annotation, biological process: pantothenate biosynthetic process. Bases 1 to 1155 code for a protein of 384 amino acids. Gene Ontology annotation, molecular function: pantoate-beta-alanine ligase activity.